Prionailurus viverrinus (fishing cat) is the source of this 4286-nucleotide messenger RNA. RefSeq names its product zinc finger protein 268 (gene ZNF268). Gene Ontology annotation, biological process: regulation of transcription by RNA polymerase II. Gene Ontology annotation, cellular component: nucleus. Lineage: Eukaryota; Metazoa; Chordata; Mammalia; Carnivora; Felidae. Gene Ontology annotation, molecular function: RNA polymerase II cis-regulatory region sequence-specific DNA binding; DNA-binding transcription activator activity, RNA polymerase II-specific. The transcript has 6 exons. Bases 673 to 3510 code for a protein of 945 amino acids. The record is from RefSeq and is a predicted model, not a curated record.
CCUUACGGUCGCGGUUGGCUGGGCCCCGGCCCGAAGAACCUUGUUUCGGGGUCUGUGUCAGUUUCCCUUCUCGGUGGUGACCGGAGCCCAAGUGGGCUGGCCUCGUCUUCCCCGGGGGCCGUGGCCGAAGCACUCGGGCGGCCGCCGCAGAAUCAGAAGGGAGGACAGAGCCAAUCUGACUGCAGCUCCGGGAGGCGGAGGCAGCCAGUCUUCCCCGAGUCCCACGGCUGCUCGCGGAGGGGUUAGUGGAGCCGGACGCGCCCAGUCCCUUACGUUUCCAGGCAGCGGGACUGUGCAGACCAGUGUGACCCGGCUCCCUCCUGCGCGGACUCGGAACAGCCGUCCGAUCGCGGCUGUGUUGGCAAGGGGCGCGUGGGAGGCGGGGAACCGCGUGGCUCGGCGGGGCAAGCAGUCUCGCCGGCGGGAAGGGCGGGUGCCGGGGCCUCGGACCCUCCCUCUUUGGGUGCAGGAGGGUCUCCCCUGCUUGAGGGCGGGAGGGGCGGGGAGACCCUUCACGAUUCUUCUUCCUCCGGGCAGCCCUCGGGUCCUGCCACCACCCGCGGGACGCACAGAACUGACCGUGGGGAUGGCCACCAGGGUCCGGACAGCUGCCAUCUGGGUUUUUCUUGUGGUUGAUUUCUAGUUUCAUAGCGUUGUCAUCAGAAAACAUGCAUGGUUCCGCCUCUCCAGGAACAAGAGAGUUCGUGCAACAGAAUCAGAGAGUUCCGAGAUCAGGAAUCCAUCCUUGGCCCUGGUGCACCUCGGCAAAGACCUAGGAAUCACCGGACAGAGCAGGUUCUAGAGUGGCUGUUUAUUUCCCACGAGCAGCCAAAACCCACCCAGUCUCGGGGACCAUUGUCAUUUGUGGAUGUGUCUGUGGACUUUACCUGGGAAGAGUGGCGGCUGCUGGACCCAGCUCAGAAGCACCUGUACAGGAGUGUGAUGUUGGAGAACUACAGCCACCUGGUGUCCCUGGGUUAUCAAGACACCAAACCGGAUAUCAUCUUCAAAUUGGAGCAAGGAGAAGAACUGUGGAUGUUGCAGGCCCAAAUGCCAAGUCAAGGCCAUCCAGAAAAAGUCCUGGAAAUUGAUGAUCAUAUGGACUGGCAUCAGGAAAAUCAAGGCAAGCUGGAAAGUUUGGCAAAAAACUAUGAAUGUACUGCAUUUGGAAAACUAUGUCUUCUUAGUACAAAUUAUGAUUCUUCAGGACAAAAGCUUCAUAAAUACAUCACUCAUGGAAUGAGUUUUAAAUAUAAUAUAGACUUCAAUAGUGGUUUUGCUGGAAAGAAUCCUAAUGAGUUUCAUGCAUACAGGGAACCAUUCCAUCAUUCUAAACACGAGCAAACUGUUACUGGAAUAAAAUACUGUGAAAGUAAUGAAUCUGGUAAAACUGUCAACAAGAAGUCACCUCUCAUAUGCCAACAGGUGUAUAUGGGUGGAAAACCCUUUGAAUGUGCUUUUUGUGGGAAGGCCUUCAGCAGCAAGUCAUACCUUGCAGUGCAUCAGCGAACUCACGCAGAAGAGAAACCCUACAAAUGUAAGGGAUGUGGGAAGGACUUUAGCAGCAAAUCCUACCUCACUGUCCAUCAGAGAACUCACACAGGAGAGAAACUCCAUGAAUGCAGUGAAUGUGGGAAAGCCUUCAGUUUCAAUUCACAACUCGUUAUACAUCAAAGAAUUCACACAGGUGAGAAUCCCUAUGAAUGCUGUGAAUGUGGGAAAGUAUUCAGUAGAAAAGACCAGCUCGUUUCACACCAGAGAACUCAUUCAGGGCAGAAACCCUAUGGUUGUAAUGAAUGUGGUAAGGCUUUUGGUUUGAAGUCACAGCUCAUUAUACAUCAAAGAACUCAUACAGGCGAGAAACCCUUUGAAUGCAGUGAAUGUCAGAAAGCCUUUAAUACAAAGUCAAACCUUAUGGUGCAUCAGAGAACCCAUACAGGGGAGAAGCCGUAUGGUUGUACUGAGUGUGGAAAAGCCUUUACUUUCAAGUCGCAGCUCAUUGUACAUCAGGGGGUUCACACAGGGGUAAAGCCCUAUGGGUGCGUUCAGUGUGGGAAAGCCUUCAGUUUGAAGUCCCAGCUCAUUGUGCAUCAGAGAAGUCACACAGGAACGAAACCUUUUGUAUGCAGCGAAUGUGGCAAAGCCUUCAGGAGCAAGUCCUACCUCAUUAUACACAUGAGGACUCACACAGGAGAGAAACUCCACGAAUGCGGUGACUGUGGGAAAGCCUUCAGUUUCAAUUCACAACUCGUUAUACAUCAGCGGAUUCACACAGGAGAGAGUCCAUAUGAAUGCCAUGAGUGUGGGAAAGCCUUCAGCCGGAAAUACCAGCUCAUUUCACACCAGAGAACCCAUGCUGGGGAGAAGCCCUAUGAAUGCAGUGACUGUGGGAAAACUUUUGGCUUAAAGUCACAGCUCAUUAUACAUCAGAGAACUCAUACAGGCGAGAAACCCUUUGAAUGCAGCGAAUGUAGCAAAGCCUUUAACACCAAGUCGAACCUUAUGGUGCAUCAGAGGACCCAUACGGGGGAGAAACCCUACAGUUGUAGUGAGUGUGGAAAAGCCUUUACUUUCAAGUCGCAGCUCAUUGUACACCAGGGGGUUCACACUGGGGUAAAGCCCUAUGGAUGUAAUCAGUGUGGGAAAGCCUUCAGUUUGAAGUCCCAGCUCAUUGUGCAUCAGAGAAGUCACACAGGAGUGAAGCCCUACGGAUGCAGCGAAUGUGGCAAAGCCUUCAGGAGCAAGUCCUACCUCAUUAUACACAUGAGGACUCACACAGGAGAGAAGCCACAUGAAUGCGGUGACUGUGGGAAAGCCUUCAGUUUCAAUUCACAGCUCAUUGUACACCAGAGAAUUCACACAGGAGAAAAUCCCUAUGAAUGCAGUGAAUGUGGAAAAGCUUUUAAUAGGAAAGAUCAGCUCAUUUCUCAUCAGAGAACUCAUGCAGGGGAAAAACCUUAUGGGUGCAGUGACUGUGGGAAAGCCUUUAGUAGCAAGUCCUACCUCAUUAUACACAUGAGAACUCAUUCAGGAGAGAAACCACAUGAAUGUAGCCAAUGUGGGAAGGCCUUCAUUUGGAAGUCACUACUCAUUGUACAUGAGCGAACUCACGCAGGGGAAAGCCCUUAUAAAUGCAGUCAGUGUGAGAAAUCCUUCAGUGGAAAAUUACGGCUCAUGGUACAUCAGAGAAUGCACACAAGAGAGAAACCCUAUGAGUGCAGUGAAUGUGAGAAAGCCUUCAUUAGGAAAUCUCAGCUCAUUGUACAUCAGAGAACUCAUUCAGGGGAGAAACCCUAUGGAUGCAGUGAAUGUGGAAAAACCUUCUCUCAGAAGUCAAUUCUCAGUGCACACCGGAGGACUCAUACAGGAGAGAAACCCUGUAAAUGCACUGAAUGUGGGAAAGCCUUUUGUUGGAAGUCGCAGCUCAUUAUGCAUCAGAGAACUCAUGCAGAUGAAAAACACAUUGAUGAAUUAAAUGUAAGAAACUUUCUUCCAAAAGUCAACUCAUAGGAAACUCCAGCAAAUUCAUACAGAAGAGAAACUCUGUAACUGAAAUAAUCUCAUUGUACACCAGAAAACUAAUACUGAAUAGAAACCUUAUGAACGCACAGCAUGUGGCAGGGCACCCACAGAAAGCUGCUUUUUGCAUAUAAAAUAAAAACAGUAAAUGCACACGGAAUGUCAUGAAUUCAGUGAGCCCGGUAGGUCAUCCUUUGUUAAAGUUUGUACAGGUGAGGAGCCAUAUCAAUGAAGUGAAUUUUGGAAAGUUAUUUUUUUACUGUGAUAAAAUUUGCAAAGAGGAAGUUUCAUAAAGCAAGUGAAUAUGGAGCACACUCCUUUGAAAUUAAUUUUAAACCAUAGGAUUUUACUGAGAGAAUGUGUAAAGGCAAUGAAUGGCAGAAUUAUCAAAAUUGCACACUCUUUAGGUAUCAGAAAAUCAUACCUUGGAGAAAUCAUGCUAUAAAUUAGGGAAAUUCUUCAUCUAGGAAAGACAAACUUCUAUUUAAAAAAAUAUAUUAUGAAUGAAGAUCUAUGAAUGUGUCAAAAGGGGUAAAGCCUCAGUAGAAAGGUUCCCUUCACUGUUAUUUUAAUUUGGAAGAUAAUUUAAGAAUUAUUGUAAGGGAAAUUAUGUUCCAGAUGUUCCAGAUUGUUAGGAAAAUAUUGGAGAAAAUAUUCAACUAUAAAUGAUAGGCAUGUUCAUAAUGGAAUAUAAAGUGUUUUUUUUUUUUAUUUUUUUUUUUACAAUGUAAAUAAAUAUAAUCAGGAUAACCAGAAAUACAUCAUAA